This is a messenger RNA of Leptidea sinapis, 1990 nucleotides long. Its product is annotated as proton channel OtopLc-like. The record is from RefSeq and is a predicted model, not a curated record. Gene Ontology annotation, molecular function: proton channel activity. Gene Ontology annotation, biological process: proton transmembrane transport. The annotation marks the transcript as partial. Gene Ontology annotation, cellular component: membrane. The transcript is spliced from 11 exons. NCBI's taxonomy places the organism in Eukaryota, Metazoa, Arthropoda, Insecta, Lepidoptera, Pieridae.
AGAUGAACUAGACACACGUGUUUUUAUUUGAUAUUUAUUUCAUUCGCUACAAUUUGCCUCAUUGUGAAGUUUGUAACUACAGGAGGGAUUUGCCAUGGAUGAUGUUAUAAUUGAAGAUAUGGAGUGGUCUGGUGAAUCGAGACCAUCAGUGAGCUACGAACACAGACAUCACCUGUAUCACCCAACGCGACAGACGACCACAAGCCUCGAACGGAAAAUACGACACAGUCGAGAACAUCCUCCACAUUCGCUGCCACGUCUCAGCAUAGUAUUACCACAGAGCAUAAGUUCUAGUGUCGAAAUACCUGUUCCUAAGCGGCCACAACUGUCACAUGGAGAUGAAUCAAUGACCGUGGUGCUAUCAGCGUUUUAUGCAAAACUAUUAAUAGUGUUGGGAUUAGCGUUGCCUAUGACUAGUACCAUUCAGAAUGAGCUCUAUACCAACAUAACAUCUGAUGUAUUUACCAUGUAUUUGUACGUUAUUAGCAUGAUUUUUCUUACCUAUACUUUUUAUCACCUUCGUGUUGCAAAAUAUGGAAAAGCUGACAAUAAAAGACGGAUACGAUACGGCAGCUUUUAUUUACACAUGGGAGUGGCAGGCUUCAGUGUGGGCUCUAUCAUCUACUCCUGUCUCCAAUUCGGCGAAUACUUCGACCUCUCCGGAGACUGCCAGCUGAUCAUCGUCGCCUUGAAGCCAGCCUUGAGGAUACUCUUUAUGGUCGCACAGACCGUUUUUAUAUUCUCCUAUACUGAUAUAUUGGACCCAAUGCGAGGCGUAGUUCUCGAUAGGUUCGGCCUAAUGCAUUUAAUUGCUACCAACGUUUGUGAAUGGCUCAACGUAGUGAUUCAGGAAACAAGAGACGAUAUAGUGGCGGUUGCUUACGACCGGCCUGGCUUACUCCGAUACACAAACAUGACAGGCCCCUCUAAAAUGGUCAUAAAUGGUGAAAUGCUAAACGACACGUCAGUGGAACAGUUAUUCAGUGAUAGCAAUCAAAGCUUUAUUGACGGAAACAUAACGGUUAAAAUAGAAGCUUGGAGUUGCAACGUGUCUGACAUGAUCACGCCGCUGAUACGAUCCAUGAAUCCUUACCUGAGGCUUUGUGGAGUGGAAUACAGCUUGCUGUGCUCCAUAAUAAUUGCUGUUAUUUGGAAUGAUAUUUGUACUGUUCCCGGAUUAAAAUCUACAAAAUCUUCAUCGGUUGAUAUUCCAAAAGAAGAAAAACAGUGUUGUGGUCGGGUGAAGUCAAAUUCCCACUUCUCUGUUGAUUGUGGUAACGCUAACAAGGGCUUGUUUAUGGGUGUCGCUGUAUUAGCUGGCACGAUUGUCAGUCUCAUGUUAUUCAACGGAUUGUUCCAGAAAGAAAAUCAUGUGGAAUUGGCUUUACUGCAAAUAAACGUAUGGGAAACAAUACUGUUUGUACUAAUGACGGUAUGUUCGGGCGCUUGUUUGCAUCGUAUGCGCUUGCUGUCUUUGCGCCGGAUGUCGACUGCCAUGCCAUUGGAGCAUGCCUUGCUUCUGAUCACACAGUGUGGCGUCUACCUGUACUAUCUCUUUCAAAUCAUCGGUGCGGGGUUCACUCUCCACCGGUAUCCCGAAGGAAGGCGUGCAACGAGGAUUAUAUCACCUCUAUGUGCUGUGGUGCAAAGUUCAUGCCAAACUCUUCUAGUCCUAGAUGCGUGGUCACGGCGAUGUGUCAACAACCGUGAACGGCCUGGUCGUCAAUUGAUCACCUUUCUUCUCGUUGGCAACUUUGCUCUUUGGUUGCUGAAUCGGGUUAAGAACGCGCGAGCAGAAUUCCAUCCUUUACAGAUGGAGUUUUAUGGUGUUUGGGCUUGGACCCUCAUUACCCACGUCUCAGUACCGUUGCUGGUGUGUUACAGGUUCCAAGCUACUGUAUGUUUUUAUGAAAUAUGGAAAAAUUCAUAUAAAAGAAGAAAAGAGUUAGCAGAUGAAGAAGAUAUAGAAUUAAAGAAUCACAGUGCUUAU